AUACUACUACAUGCAAAAUGGCGACGGCGGCGUGGCGUCCGUCCUGUUCAAGCCGUCUGCGUUCUCGCUCCCCCUGCUGCCCAGCAUCACCGGGGCCCAGAGCCCGCGACCCGUGCAACCCGAGCAGAAGCACGCCGGACCGGGACAGGCGCCCCCGCCGCGUGCUGGCCGAUCGCUGCCACGGGCGGUACGUCUACAUGUACGACCUUCCGCCGCGCUUCAACGACGACCUCGUCCGCAACUGCAGGAACCUCCAGAUCUGGAUGGAUAUGUGCCCGUACGUGGUCAACUGCGGCAUGGGCCCGGCGAUGGGCGACGAGGGGGGCGCCUUCUCCGGCCGCGGCUGGUUCGCCACCGACCAGUUCUCGCUCGACAUCAUCUUCCACGGCCGGAUGAAGCGCUACGACUGCCUCACCGACGACCCGUCCCGCGCCGCCGCCGUGUACGUGCCGUUCUACGCCAGCCUGGACGGCGGGCGGUACCAGUGGAACAGCACGUCGAUCCGGGACGCGCUCGGCCUGGACCUCGUCGACUGGCUGGCGCGGCGGCCGGAGUGGCGCGCCAUGGGCGGCCGCGACCACUUCUUGGUGGCUGGCCGGACCGCGGUGGACUUCGGCCGGAACUCCGACCUCGACCACGAGUGGGGCACCAAGCUCCUCAACUUCCCGGCCGUCGAGAACAUGACGGCGCUGGUCCUGGAGACCAACCAGUGGAAGCCCAAGAAGCGGCGCAAUUUGGCUGUCCCCUACCCGACGUACUUCCACCCCGAGUCGGCGGCCGACGUGGUCGCCUGGCAGGAGAAGGUGCGCAACACCGAGCGCAACUGGCUCUUCUCCUUCGCCGGCGGGCCGCGCCCAGGGAACACCGAGACCGUCCGCGCCGACAUCAUCCAGCAGUGCGCCGCGUCCACCCGCUGCAGACUCUUCCACUGCGGCGCCGGCCCUGACGCCGGCGCCAACUGCAGCUCGCCAGGCGGCGUCAUGCGCGUGUUCGAGAGCUCGGUCUUCUGCCUCCAGCCGCGCGGGGACACGCUGACGCGGCGGUCCACGUUCGACACCAUGCUGGCCGGCUGCAUCCCCGUCUUCUUCCACCCGGGCUCAGCGUACAGGCAGUACACGGCCCACCUCCCCAAGGACCCAAAUAGCUACUCUGUGCUCAUCAUGCACACCGAUGUCACCGGCCGGAACGUCAGCAUCGAGGACACGCUGAGCAACAUCUCGCCGGCGGCGGUGAAAGCCAUGCGCGAGGAGGUCAUCCGGCUCAUCCCGAGGUUGGUUUACGCUGACCCGAGAUCGAGGCGUGUCGAUUUCACUGAUGCGUUCGAUUUGGCGACGGAGGCGGUCAUCAACCGCGUGGCCAAGCGGCGGCUGGUCGGUAGACAGGACUAGUAACGCCGCCACGAUGCGAUCUUGUGACCAACACAGCCCGUGAGUUUUAGUUUGUUGCUGAUUGCAAUUUCACAUAGCUAUGGCAAAAUUCAUUGAUUUC
Molecule: messenger RNA, 1488 nt
Organism: Zea mays
Lineage: Eukaryota; Viridiplantae; Streptophyta; Magnoliopsida; Poales; Poaceae
Product: xyloglucan galactosyltransferase KATAMARI 1
Molecular function (GO): glycosyltransferase activity
Source: RefSeq, marked provisional